AUGACCGUUACCAACAAAUACGUUGUCAGUGGUAGCUUCAAUAUGGUAUUCCUACUCUUAUCUGUUCAGAGUAUCACAACAGUUGGGUUCCUCCAACUUUUCAAGUUUCUAAAUUUGAUAAAAUUUCGUGAUUACAAUCAAGAAGAAGCCAAGAAAUGGCUUCCUAUCACUGUUUUUCUUGUGGCUAUGAUUUAUACUGGGUCAAAGGCUCUUCAAUUCCUGCCAAUUCCAGUCUACACCAUCUUCAAGAACAUGACCAUCAUCUUUAUCGCUUAUGGAGAGGUACUCUGGUUCGGUGGAAAUGUGACACCAAUGAUGAUGGUUUCUUUCGGUCUGAUGACAUUAUCUUCUAUAAUUGCUGGGGGGAAUGAUGUCUCGAUGGCUCUAGGAAGUAUCUUUCAGCCGUACACCUCUUCUGGGGACAUAAAUACCUCUAUUACCAUGCUUGGGUACUUUUGGAUGUGUUUCAAUUGCGUCUCAUCUGCAGCAUUUGUGCUCUAUAUGCGCAAGAGAAUCAAGCUGACUAAUUUCAAAGACUUUGACACUGUCUACUACAACAACCUGCUUUCUAUCCCACUCCUCAUAGUGCCCAGUCUGUUGUUGGAAGACUGGUCAAAUGAGAAUCUCUUGAUAAACUUUCCUCCAGGGCAGCGCAAAGUGCGCAUCUGGGCAAUGAUAUUUUCGGGUGCUUCUGCAUUUGGAAUGUCUUACGCAUCUGCCUGGUGUGUCCGAACAACGUCUUCUACAACAUACUCAAUGGUCGGAUCGCUUAACAAGCUUCCUAUUGCUGUGUCGGGUAUCGUGUUUUUUGGUGACCCAGCUACAUUUUCUAAUAUCACUGCGAUAUUUACUGGGUUUGUGGCAGGUAUUGUGUAUUCGUUCGCAAAGGCAUAUCCAUCUGUCUUUUUGGGAUCAAGACCCAACAGCCCUUCAGUUUCUUCUGCUUCUAGUCAGAGUUACUCGGAUGCGAACAAGUAUGAUGAGAAAUCUAGAGAGCCAUGA
Messenger RNA from Phycomyces blakesleeanus NRRL 1555(-), 1002 nucleotides. RefSeq lists its product as hypothetical. The transcript has 5 exons. Gene Ontology annotation, molecular function: antiporter activity; GDP-mannose transmembrane transporter activity. The record is from RefSeq and is a predicted model, not a curated record. NCBI's taxonomy places the organism in Eukaryota, Fungi, Mucoromycota, Mucoromycetes, Mucorales, Phycomycetaceae. Bases 1 to 1002 code for a protein of 333 amino acids. Gene Ontology annotation, cellular component: Golgi apparatus. Gene Ontology annotation, biological process: transmembrane transport.